Messenger RNA from Symphalangus syndactylus (siamang), 3519 nucleotides. RefSeq names its product malonyl-CoA-acyl carrier protein transacylase (gene MCAT). The record is from RefSeq and is a predicted model, not a curated record. NCBI's taxonomy places the organism in Eukaryota, Metazoa, Chordata, Mammalia, Primates, Hylobatidae. Gene Ontology annotation, molecular function: transferase activity.
GAAAUGCGUCAGGGACCACGCUGCGCCGCGCCGCCGCAGUCGGGCCUGGGUCGCCACGGUAACGCGCGCGGUCAGGUGUCUGAUCAUGAGCGUCCGGGUCGCGCGGGUAGCGUGGGCCCGGGGCUUGGGCGCCAGCUACCGCCGCGGCGCCUCGAGCUUCCCGGUGCCUCCGCCGGGCGCCCAGGGUGUAGCGGAGCUGCUGCGAGAUGCGACCGGGGCAGAGGAGGAGGCGCCCUGGGCGGCGACGGAGCGGCGAAUGUCGGGCCAGUGCUCCGUGCUGCUCUUCCCCGGCCAGGGCAGCCAGGUGGUGGGCAUGGGCCGCGGUCUGCUCAACUACCCGCGCGUCCGCGAACUCUACGCCUCCGCCCGCCGCGUGCUGGGCUACGACCUGCUGGAGCUGAGCCUGCAUGGGCCGCAGGAGACCCUGGACCGCACCGUGCACUGCCAGCCCGCGAUCUUCGUGGCAUCGCUGGCCGCUGUCGAGAAACUACAUCACCUGCAGCCGUCGGUGAUUGAGAACUGUGUUGCUGCUGCUGGAUUCAGCGUGGGAGAGUUUGCAGCCCUAGUGUUUGCUGGAGCCAUGGAAUUUGCUGAAGGUUUGUAUGCAGUGAAAAUCCGAGCUGAGGCCAUGCAGGAAGCUUCAGAAGCUGUCCCCAGUGGGAUGCUGUCUGUCCUCGGCCAGCCUCAGUCCAAGUUCAACUUCGCUUGUUUGGAAGCCCAGGAACACUGCAAGUCUUUAGGCGUGGAGAACCCCGUGUGUGAAGUGUCCAACUACCUCUUUCCAGAUUGCAGGGUGAUUUCAGGACACCAAGAGGCUCUACGGUUUCUCCAGAAGAAUUCCUCUAAGUUUCAUUUCAGACGCACCAGGAUGUUGCCGGUUAGUGGUGCAUUCCACACCCGCCUCAUGGAGCCAGCCGUGGAGCCCCUGACGCAAGUUUUAAAGGCAAUCGACAUUAAGAGGCCUCUGGUUUCUGUCUACUCCAACGUCCACGGGCAUAGAUAUAUGCAUCCCAGCCACAUCCAGAAGCUGCUGGCCCAGCAGGUGGUCUCCCCGGUGAAGUGGGAGCAGACGAUGCAUGCCAUAUACGAGAGGAAAAAGGGCAGGGAGUUCCCCCAAACUUUCGAAGUAGGCCCUGGCAGGCAGCUGGGAGCCAUCCUGAAGAGCUGUAACAUGCAGGCCUGGAAGUCCUACAGUGCCGUGGAUGUGCUACAAACCCUCGAACAUGUGGACCUGGACCCUGAGGAGCCCCGGAGAUGACUGCAGGGGGCUCAAAUGGAAUGACCCGCUCUGUCCUGAGGAGAGGCUGUAGGGUGUGCCUGCCACAGCCUCCCUUCCUAACGGCUCCUCCUCUGAGGAGUGAAAGGGAUUUGUUUGCAACGUGCUUUGAAGGCCACAUAAAAAGCCCUAAAAAUGAGUAUUUCUUUCCAUGACCCAGUCCAUUUCUCUCCCUUGGAAAAACGUUGGAUGUUGGGAAGAAUGAUGCCACAGGGCUGGUGUGUGGGGAAGCUGGAAGCCCGGCCCCACCUCUGCCAGCCCUGCACCAUAGGCGGGUGUGCCAUCUCAGCGGGAAGGGGAGGACUGGCCGCUGCAGCCUGCCCUGCUCUGUGAGUGCUGAGAACAUGCUGGUGUGGCCUCAAGUUCGGCCAGUGCCAGGGGAGCCCCUCCACCACCCCCUGCCUCCCCUUCAGGGCUCCUUUGUCACAAAUCUGAAAGGUUUUAGAACCCAAUUGGCCUUGGCGGUUUUGUUCACCCCCUCACUUGACAACUGGGAGACGGAGUCCCACAUUUAUUGACAUACCCAAGAGAUAUGUAUUGCCUGCUGUGUGCUAGAGAGUGAGUGCGCUCUGUUCUGGUUGAAGGGUCCUUUAGUGAGGUGCGGGGUGUGGGGAGUGCCAGGAAGGGAGGGCGGCUGAGGCCCUGGUCCUAGGGGUGGAGCCAUGGAGGAACACCCUGGUCACCCACUGGGACUUCGGGUUUGCGGGGCACCAGAGGCACAGCGCAUACCUGCCUCGGAGCUGACCCCUGGCUCCAUGCCCCGCCCUCAGAGCAGCUCCUGUGUCAAUAUUAAGUAUGAGACAUUCCAAGCUGCUUGGGUGGUUGUUCAUUAUUCAGAGAUAGUGGGAAAACAUUAUUGGGAAUGAACUCUGAUUGUCUUAAAAUGUUACCGUUGUGUAGACACGUCGAGUCCUGGAUAGGGUUUCUCAUUUUCUCGUUUUUAGUUCUCUGGUGUUUCUCAGCAGGGCCUGGCUGGCCUUUGGGCAGAACCCUCCUUAUAUUGGACUGUCCCACUCUUGGGCAGCUGCCCUGGUGCCGGGCCAUUACACACCAGCAGCACUUCCAGGCAUUGUGACCCCCAAACACCCUGCAUGUCUCGAAGCCCUGGCCAGAAACACAAAAGCCGACGCAAUGGGACUCCCACUGCAGCCUGCGUGCAUGUCCCUGGGAGCGCGAUAGUUCUUUGGAAAGAACUAUGUCUUAAAUCUUUAUUGCACAGGGAACUUGGUUAUUUUAAGUACUGAGCAUGUUUGAAGCUCCUUCCCUGAAAGCUUCAAGCAAUGGCAGCCUCAGGAGACCCAGGCUCUCCACGUCCAGGUUCUCUGGCAGCGCUGCAGGAAAAGGAUGGCCACGUUCAGCUCUGAGGAACAAAAUCCCAAAUAAGGGAGGGGUCUGCCUCUCCAGGAGGACAGCAGUAAGGGAUGGCAGGCCUUACCACUUGCUCUCUGUGCACUGCCCUUGUCCUCACGGCCUGGGACAAGAUCCAAGCCCAUGAAGGGGUGAGAGAAAUUAGCUGGGCGUGGCAGUGUGCGCCUGUAAUCCCAUCUACUUGAGAGGCUGAGGCAGGAGAAUUGCUUGAACCUGGGAGGCGGAGGUUGCAGUGAGCUUAAGAUGGCACCACUGCGCUCCAGCCUGGGUGACAGAGCGAGACUCCGUCGCGAAAAAGAAGUCUGUUCUCCAUGGAACAACAUUCUGUCCAGAUCAGGGCUCAGCCUCUCUUUGCUGAGCACAUCCUGGCCUGGCCUGCUGCCUUUACAUUUCACUCACAAGCCCACCCACCUCUGGCCAACAAGAGUGGUCUCCAGCCAAGCACGGUGGCUCACACCUGCAAUCGCAAUACUUUGGGAGGCUGAGGCGGGUGGAUUACCUGAAGUCAGGAGUUCAAGACCAGCCUGGCCAAUGUGGUGAAACUCCAUCUCUACUAAAAAUACAAAAAUUGGCCAGGCAUGGUGGCUCAAGCCUGCAACCCCAGCACUUUGGGAGGCCGAGGUGGGUGGAUCACCUGAGGCCAAGAGUCAAGACCAGACUGGCCAACGUGGCAAAACCCAUCUCUACUAAAAAUACAAAAUAAAUUAGCCAGGCUUGGUGGCAGAUGCCUGUAAUCCCAGCUACUCAGGGGGCUGAGGCAGGAGAAUCACUUGAACCAGGAGGUGGAGGUUGCAGUGAGCCAAGACCAAGCCACUGGACUCCAACCUGGGCAACCAUCGCAAAACUCCCAUCUCAAAAUAAAAAUACAAAAAUUA